Molecule: messenger RNA, 1387 nt
Organism: Bactrocera dorsalis (oriental fruit fly)
Lineage: Eukaryota; Metazoa; Arthropoda; Insecta; Diptera; Tephritidae
Product: odorant receptor 30a
Exons: 6
Coding region: 10-1212 (400 amino acids)
Biological process (GO): sensory perception of smell; detection of chemical stimulus involved in sensory perception of smell
Cellular component (GO): plasma membrane
Molecular function (GO): olfactory receptor activity; odorant binding
Source: RefSeq, a predicted model, not a curated record
UUAUGUAAAAUGAAAUUCAGUAGUGAACUAUUUAACUGGAGUUUGACAUUUAUGAGGCGCAUUGGCUACUUUGAUCAGCCUCGUCUCGUGUUGCUUUACCUCCUAUCGCCGAUAAGUUUAAGUCUCAUGGCAUAUUAUCGCACUUACGUCAUUCGGAAUGAUUUCGAUGAAGUUAUUGUUAAUUUAUUUAAAAUAUCUGGUUCCACCAUGACCAUAGGUCGCGCCUUUAUUGUGAUGUGCAAGUCAAAGAAGUUCUUGAACUUUUUCGAAAGUGUUGAUGAGUGGUACCAAGAGCUGCAUGUGCGUUUUGCAGGCGGAUCAAGCCUUUUUUUAUUCAUCUAUUACUUACUUACUUUUCUACACUUUCAGCGCGAAGGUGAUGACGUAACAUUGAAGAAAGCACACGAAUAUACUAAAAAGAUCAAAAAGACUUCAAAAACAGUAUUAAUCCUUACGGGUAUUACAAUAUUUUACGUUAUGUUCGUACAGUUAUUAUCAACAGCUGGUGUUGGAUAUAAAAAACUAAUCCUUGAUGUCGCGUUUCCGGGUGUCGAUUUUUAUGAAAGUCCUUUAUGGGAGAUGAUGUCCAUUCUGCAAGGCUUAUGGACUGCGCCUAUUGUAAUCGUUUCGUAUGUCUCAUAUUUAUGUUUGACUUUAAUAGCCAUUGCGUUUGGCAUAUUCUUGAUGAAAAAUCUGCAGAGCAAACUGGAAGGUAUGAAUGAAAUGACGGACGAGGAAGCAUUGAAUUGUAUUAAGAAAUGCGUUAAGGAUCAUGUUAUGAUUAUAAAGUAUCACAGAGAUUUGGAAGUAUUAUUUUCGGUUAAUAGCUUUGCCGAUGUUUGCAUUUUCGCUGUAAUACCUUGUGUCAUAAUUAUUAUUUCAACCAUGGACCAUGAUAUGUCAAUGUUGAUUGGAGACAUUCAGCUGUCUAUUAUGGUCAUGAUUUCGACCUUCCUUGUCUUCUGGGUGGGUAAUAAUUUCUGUUACGAGAGUGCAAAUAUAGCUAAAGCGGCCUAUAACUGUAAUUGGGAAAACCGUAAUAAGGAAUUUCGCAAAUACAUUCCACUAAUUAUCAUUGCUAGUCAGAGGCCACUGCAGCUCACUGCUGGUGGUUUAAAACCGAUUAAUAUGGAGUUUUUCCUAACAAUGGUGCGCUGCACUUAUUCGCUCUUCACCGUUCUAUUUACAAUGAAGACCGAAGGCGAUUCUUAAAAUUGUACGCCUAAAAGUAAAAAAUAUAAGAAAUCUAGUAAAUCGAGUCGAAUUCAUGCUAGAACUUAGAUUAACAAUAUCAUGUAGAUGUCAGUUUAUGUAGAUGUGUUAAUAAAAUAUAAUGAACAAAAAACUAUAAUGUAAAAAAAAAUAACAGAGACAGAAAAUUUCAUUG